Molecule: messenger RNA, 3545 nt
Organism: Nothoprocta perdicaria
Lineage: Eukaryota; Metazoa; Chordata; Aves; Tinamiformes; Tinamidae
Gene: GRM1
Product: glutamate metabotropic receptor 1
Exons: 8
Coding region: 1-3501 (1166 amino acids)
Biological process (GO): regulation of synaptic transmission, glutamatergic; G protein-coupled glutamate receptor signaling pathway
Cellular component (GO): postsynaptic density membrane
Molecular function (GO): adenylate cyclase inhibiting G protein-coupled glutamate receptor activity; G protein-coupled receptor activity involved in regulation of postsynaptic membrane potential
Source: RefSeq, a predicted model, not a curated record
AUGGGCCGGCCAGGGGAGCCCGCGGGRCGUCAGGGGGGCUGGCACGGUGCCACGCGGCCCGCGCUGCUCGCCCUCCUCGCCACCGCACUUGUGGAGCUGGCRGCGGCCUCGUCGGCGCGCUCCGUGGCGCGCACGGACGGCGAUGUCAUCAUCGGCGCCCUCUUCUCCGUCCACCACCAGCCGCCGGCCGAGAAGGUGCCCGAGAGGAAGUGCGGCGAGGUGCGCGAGCAGUACGGCAUCCAGAGGAUCGAGGCCAUGUUCCACACGCUGGAUAAAAUCAACGCCGACCCCGUGCUGCUGCCCAACAUCACCCUGGGCAGCGAGAUCAGGGACUCAUGCUGGCACUCCUCGGUGGCCCUGGAGCAGAGCAUUGAGUUCAUCCGUGACUCCCUCAUCUCCAUCCGGGACGACAGGGAGGGCGGCAGCCGCUGCGUGUCCGACCCGCAAGCGCAGCCGCCGGGCCGGACCAAGAAGCCCAUCGCGGGCGUCAUCGGCCCCGGCUCCAGCUCCGUGGCCAUCCAGGUGCAGAACCUGCUGCAGCUCUUCGACAUCCCACAGAUCGCCUACUCGGCCACGAGCAUCGACCUGAGUGACAAGACGCUCUACAAGUACUUCCUCCGAGUGGUGCCCUCCGACACGCUGCAGGCCCGUGCCAUGCUCGACAUCGUCAAGCGCUACAACUGGACCUACGUCUCCGCCGUGCACACGGAAGGCAAUUAUGGGGAGAGUGGAAUGGAAGCCUUCAAAGAGUUGGCUGCCCAAGAAGGACUCUGCAUCGCUCACUCCGACAAGAUCUACAGCAAUGCUGGGGAGAAGAGCUUUGACCGCCUGCUUCGGAAGCUGCGGGAGAGGCUGCCCAAGGCGAGGGUGGUGGUCUGCUUCUGUGAGGGGAUGACCGUGAGAGGGAUCCUCAUUGCCAUGAGGCGCCUGGGAGUGCUCGGCGAGUUCCUGCUGAUCGGAAGUGACGGCUGGGCAGACAGGGAUGAAGUCAUUGAAGGUUAUGAACCUGAAGCCAACGGAGGCAUCACUAUCAAACUGCAGUCUCCAGAGGUUUUGUCAUUUGACGACUACUAUCUGAAGCUGCGGUUGGACACAAACACGCGCAACCCCUGGUUCCCUGAGUUCUGGCAGCACAAAUUCCAGUGUCGCAUCCCGGGGCAUCCGCUGGAGAACCUCAACUUCCAGAAGAACUGCACUGGCAAUGAGAGCCUAGAAGAAAACUAUGUGCAGGACAGUAAAAUGGGAUUUGUUAUCAAUGCUAUUUAUGCCAUGGCUCACGGCCUCCAAAACAUGCAUCACGCCCUUUGCCCUGGGCAUGUUGGGCUAUGCGAUGCCAUGAAGCCGAUCGAUGGCAGCAAGCUAUUGGAAUUCCUCCUCAAGUCCUCCUUCAUUGGUGUUUCUGGAGAAGAAGUUUGGUUUGACGAAAAGGGAGAUGCCCCUGGAAGGUAUGACAUUAUGAACUUGCAGYACAUAGAGCAGAACCGCUACGACUAUGUCCUCAUAGGCACCUGGCACGAGGGCGUGCUCAACAUUGACGACGACCGGAUCCAGAUGAACAAGAGCGGGAUGGUGCGCUCCGUGUGCAGCGAGCCCUGCUGGAAGGGGCAGAUCAAGGUGAUCAGGAAAGGAGAAGUGAGCUGCUGCUGGAUUUGCACUGCUUGCAAGGAGAAYGAAUUUGUUCAGGACGAAUUCACAUGCAAAGCCUGUGAGCUUGGCUGGUGGCCGAACACUGACCUGACAGGCUGUGAACCCAUCCCUGUAAAGUAUCUCCAGUGGAGCAAUAUAGAGUCUAUUGUGGCUGUGGUCUUUUCCUGCCUGGGGAUCCUGGUCACCAUGUUUGUCACCCUUAUCUUUGUGCUCUACAGGGACACCCCUGUUGUCAAAUCCUCCAGCCGGGAGCUCUGCUACAUAAUCCUUGCUGGCAUCUUUCUGGGUUACAUCUGUCCUUUCACCCUUAUAGCUAAACCCACCACCACGUCCUGCUACCUCCAGCGCCUUCUGGUGGGCCUCUCCUCAGCCAUGUGCUACUCUGCUCUUGUGACCAAAACCAACCGCAUUGCACGCAUCCUGGCAGGCAGCAAAAAGAAGAUCUGUACUCGCAAGCCACGCUUCAUGAGCGCGUGGGCCCAAGUGGUCAUUGCCUCCAUCCUGAUCAGCGUGCAGCUGACACUGGUGGUCACACUAAUCAUCCUGGAGCCCCCGAUGCCCAUCCUCUCCUACCCUAGUAUUAAGGAAGUUUACCUUAUUUGCAACACCAGCAACUUAGGCGUUGUGGCUCCCGUGGGCUACAAUGGACUCCUCAUCAUGAGCUGCACAUACUAUGCCUUCAAGACUCGCAAUGUGCCUGCCAAUUUCAAUGAGGCCAAGUACAUUGCCUUCACCAUGUAUACCACCUGUAUCAUCUGGCUGGCCUUUGUGCCUAUUUAUUUUGGGAGCAACUACAAGAUCAUCACCACCUGUUUUGCAGUAAGCCUGAGCGUGACAGUGGCCCUGGGGUGCAUGUUCACUCCCAAGAUGUACAUCAUCAUAGCCAAGCCUGAGAGGAAUGUCCGCAGUGCCUUCACCACCUCAGACGUGGUGCGUAUGCAUGUCGGGGAUGGCAAGGCACCUUGCAAGUCCAACACUUUCCUCAACAUAUUCCGGAGAAAGAAACCAGGGGCUGGAAAUCCAAAUUCUAAUGGAAAGUCUGUGUCAUGGUCUGAACCAGGUGGAAGCGAAGUUCCCAAGGGACAACACAUGUGGCACAGACUUUCAGUGCAUGUGAAGAGCCAGGAGGCUGGGUGCAAUCAGACCGCAGUGAUCAAACCCCUCACUAAAAGCUUCCAUGGCCAAGGCAAGAGCCUGACUUUUUCCGACAUCAGCAGUAAGACUCUGUACAACGUGGUGGAAGAACAGGAGAGCGAGCCCAUCCGCUUCACACAGCCCAGCAGCCCUUCCAUGGUGGUGCACAGGCGGGUGGCCACGACGCCGCCGCUGCCGGCCACGGUGGAGGAGACCCACCUCUUCCUGCCCGAGCAGUCCCCCAAGAACCUGCCUCUGCAGCCGCGCUCCCUCAUGGAGCAGCUGCAAGGAGUGGUCAACAAGUUUGCCCCCAGCAUCCCUGACUUCAACAGCGCGCUCCCCUCGCCCGGCUCGGGCAACGGUGUGCGGCCCCUGCACCAGGAGCAGCCCCCACCGCCUUCGAUCCCAGAGGUCUUCAGCCAGGAACCUGCAUCCCCCCCGGCCGAGGACGCAGAGAGCGAGAAGCUGAAGCUCAUCCAGGGCUACGUCUAUGAGAAGAGCACAGAGGAUGAGGAGGAUGAGGAUGAGCCAGCAACCAGCAAACUGACUUUGGAAGACUCUCCGGCACUGACGCCCCCUUCCCCUUUCCGGGAUUCGGUGGCUUCCGGCAGCUCCGUGCCCAGCUCCCCUGUGUCAGAAUCGGUGCUUUGCACGCCCCCAGACAUGACCUAUGCCUCUGUCAUCCUGAGGGAUUACAAGCAAAGUUCGUCCACCCUGUAGAGCACGGAUGUUGCCAAGAUGGGACGAGGAGGAGUUUGGCAGCU